CCGGGAUCCAUCCGGUUCACUUAGUUCUUAUCUUAACCAUGUAUGUGCAGAACUCCCCGCCAAUGAAGGAAAUGGGAUUUGAUAUUGGCUUUGCAUUAGCCUCUGACAAGUGGGGGAAAUAGCCCCAUGAAGAACCUAAACUGCACAUAGAUAUAUGAAAAAUUGUACAAAAAUGGGAAGAAGUCACCCCCCGGUCGAGCACACGAUCUCCUACUUUACGUUUGACACUAUCGAUUGUAGUCUCAAGCAAGAUGCCUGCCCAUACCGCAGAAUACCCCUCGUUUGACGAAGUUGGUCCAUCACCCAUUACAGAGAAAAAGGGCUUCCACGACAAUGUGGGAUCGUACGAUGUGGAGAACACGGCCGGCCAGCUGGAGGAGGUGCAUGACUUCAAACAAGGCCUCCACCAGCGACAUAUUCAGAUGAUCGCGCUGGCUGGUACCAUCGGAACUGGUCUUUUCCUGGGCUCUGGACGAGCCAUCGCAACAGCAGGGCCUCUUGGAGCCUUUCUCGGAUACUCCAUCAUUGGUCUCACGGUGUCGAGCGUUGUGUUCGGUGUUGGAGAAAUGGGUGCCCUAGCCCCCCUCACAGGAGGUGCCAUUCGAUACCUAGAACUCUUCUGCGAUCCUGCCUUGUCUUUUGCCAUUGGGUGGAACCAUGUAUACUCCUACGUUGUAUCAAUUCCAUCCGAGAUCGUGGCAGCUGCCGUUAUUGUUGAGUUCUGGGCUACGAUCAACAACGCGAUAUGGAUAACUGUGUUCGGUGUGCUCAUGCUUAUCACGGCGCUCCUCUUUGUCCGUAUAUACGGAGAGCUGGAGUUUGGCUUCUCCAUGCUGAAGAUCAUGCUAGUCAUUGGAAUCAAUAUCAUGGCCUUGGUCAUCACAUGUGGUGGAGGUCCCGACCAUAAAGCCAUCGGAUUCAGUUACUGGAAGAACCCCGGCCCGUUCGUACAAUACCUAGGAGUCGGUGGCUCAUUAGGCCGCUUCAUGGGAUUCUGGACCACAUUCGACAACGCUCUCUAUGCAUACUCCGGCAUCGACAACAUCACGGUCGCUGCCGCUGAAACACGCAACCCUCGACAUGCAAUCCCGCAAGCCGCGCGACGGAUCUUCGUUCGAAUCUUCCUCUUCUACAUCUUGACAAUAUUCAUGGUCGGCCUAGUCGUACCCUCCAACGAUCCCAACCUACUCGGCUCAACAAGCACAGCAGCCCACUCACCCUUCGUCAUCGCCGCCCGCAACGCAGGCAUCUCGGCAGUGCCAUCCAUCAUCAACGCCGUCGUCCUCACCUCCGCCUGGUCAUCAGGCAAUUCGAACAUGCUCGGUGGCUCCCGAAUCCUCUACGGUAUGGCCUGCAACGGGCACGCCCCGAAGAUUUUCAAACGCAUGAACCGUUUCGGCGUCCCAUACGUCUCCGUCGCCCUGUACGGCCUCUUUAUGGCCCUAGGCUACAUGACCCUCUCCGACUCGGCAAGUACAGUCUUCACCUGGUUACAGGAUAUCGUCGCCAUAUCCACGCUAGUCAAUUGGGUCUGUAUCUGUAUCGUCUACCUCCGUUUCUACUACGGAUGCAAGAAGCAAGGGAUCGAUCGUCAUAAGGAAUUGCCGUGGGCGGCACCGUUCCAGCCCUGGAGUACGUGGUGCUCGUUGAUCUUACUGGUUAUUCUUUUCUUUACGGGUGGUUAUAAGACGUUCAUGCAUGGACAUUGGGAUACUGAGACUUUUAUCUCGUCGUAUCUGAAUGGGCCGCUUAUUUUGGGUAUUUACCUGGGUUACAAGUUUGUCAAGAAGACGAGGAUUAUUCCGUUAGAGGAGAUUCCUAUUCGGCCUUUUAUUGAGAAUUAUCAGAAUAACCCGGAGCCGGAACCGAGGCCGAAGAAGGGGCUGAGAAGGUUGAAUAUUUUGUGGUCUUAG
Molecule: messenger RNA, 1913 nt
Organism: Aspergillus caelatus
Lineage: Eukaryota; Fungi; Ascomycota; Eurotiomycetes; Eurotiales; Aspergillaceae
Product: aromatic amino acid and leucine permease
Exons: 1
Coding region: 252-1913 (553 amino acids)
Biological process (GO): amino acid transmembrane transport
Cellular component (GO): membrane
Molecular function (GO): amino acid transmembrane transporter activity
Source: RefSeq, a predicted model, not a curated record